This is a messenger RNA of Phytophthora infestans T30-4, 915 nucleotides long. RefSeq lists its product as uncharacterized. The record is from RefSeq and is a predicted model, not a curated record. The transcript has 2 exons. NCBI's taxonomy places the organism in Eukaryota, Oomycota, Peronosporomycetes, Peronosporales, Peronosporaceae. The coding region runs from base 1 to 915 and encodes 304 amino acids. Gene Ontology annotation, biological process: regulation of ARF protein signal transduction. Gene Ontology annotation, molecular function: guanyl-nucleotide exchange factor activity.
AUGGACCCAGAGAGUCCAUCGACGCCCAAGGAAAUUGCCGAGUACUUGCACGAAAAGCCGCAUAGUGACCCCCAAAUGGUCGGUCAAGUGUUAGGCGAACCAGACGCCAAGUCGAUGAGCGUGCUGCAUGAAUACUCCAAUGGCUUCCAGUUUGAAGACGUGGCAUUCGACGUCGCUCUUCGAGUAUACCUCAGUAGGUUUGAGUUGCCUAGAGAAGCUCAGAAGAUUGAUAGGAUUCUACAAGCAUUUGCCAAAGCCUACUACGCUAGCAACCCAGAUAGCGACGAGUGCCCGUCGGAAGAUGCUGUGUACACAUUGGCGUUCUCAGUGCUGCUACUCAAUACAGACGCUCAUAACCCCAAGCUGGCACGGAAAUUCAAAAUGUCCCGAGCAGACUUCAUCCGCAACUAUCAUCGACUGGGGGGAGAAGCUGGAUCGGCAAGACCAGAGGUACCUGACGCGUAUCUGGGGCAAUGCUACGAUUUGUUCGUCGCGGAUGCGAUUAAGCGGAUUGAGAAGAAACCGGUCGAGCUGUUGCCCGACGAAUUGGAGCUCGAGUUUCCUGACACGGCGCUGGGACUCGAGAUUGAGACGUCGUUCGAUGGUCGCACUGCAAUCGUCAAGAAGUACGCCAACAACCGCCACACUUACAGCAGUAGACGACGGAGGCAGACGAACGGAUCAUCUGCGUCAACAUCAAGCGGUUUCUUGGCAUACAGUGCUGGUUUCCUGGCAAACAUCUUGGCAGUAGCUGACCCGGAGUUAUCCAUCGAUGGCUACGUCAUUGUGGCAGUAGGCGAUGACAGUACCCGCCAGAUCGGUUACGCACUUACACGUUAUUUGCUCAAGACGGCGCCGCGCCCUGUUCUCAUCCGCUUUUGUGAGUCUAGCGUCUACUUUGCGUCUUUAGUUUGA